This is a messenger RNA of Drosophila sechellia, 899 nucleotides long. RefSeq lists its product as uncharacterized. The coding region runs from base 191 to 829 and encodes 212 amino acids. Lineage: Eukaryota; Metazoa; Arthropoda; Insecta; Diptera; Drosophilidae. The transcript is spliced from 2 exons. The record is from RefSeq and is a predicted model, not a curated record.
AUAAGAGUGGCGGCAAUCAUUACAUUGACAUUUUUUAAAGAAAUUAAUUAAAUAAUUUUAUAACAGUCCAUCUAAUUGCAAAAGCUGAAAUCGCUCGCAGACACCAAGUCGAGCACAGUGUUGGACAAUCGAGGAGACCCAGACGGAGGAAAUCGACAUUCCGCAGACCAAAGCAUUUCCUGGCAAAUGAAUGGGAGGGGGGCGAAAACUGAGCAGGCCAUGCUGGUCCUCGCAUCCUGUCCCUGAGUUAAAAAUGCGGAACUACUGGAAAAACCUUUGGCGAGUACUGGACUCCCUUACUGACCCACCUAAACGAUCGGAGGACAAAGUUUUCCUGAGCGAUUACACAAGUCGUCUGAGCCUGGUGACCCAUUUAAGUCUGCAAAGCGAACGACGAGCUCCCCGAUUUGUGAUUCCAUCUACACGGCGCCAUGUGACUUUUUCGCCCAGCACUUUGAGGCACCUGGAAAUCCGAAUGGCGGUACAGCAGGCGGAAACCUCUGCCUUCCAGAAUUUCGUGCGGGAGAUGUACGAUGGCUAUUACCAACUAUUACUCGCACAGGAGAGAGAGCUAACCGGCUUUCAGCCAGAACAACAGCCGGUCAAUCGAAGGCUGGGACUCAAGGACCUCGGGAGACUCCAGAAAGUGGCCAGUGACCUGUGGAAUCAAAUGGACGGGGAGCGAAAACAACAGUACAAGGAUCUGGCCAUGAUGGCACUGCAUCGCCGAAGCCUACGUCUGCCCCCCGAUCCUCAUCGCAUACCACCACACCUCAAGAGAUCCACCAAAAAAGUGACGAAAUAUAAACCAACUUGUUUAUAUCCCUGAACUAAAUUAAGUGCGAUUUUUCUGAUUAAAGAAUGCUUAAAUGGUUGGUGGAUAUAUUUCUUGACCAACU